This is a messenger RNA of Aspergillus piperis CBS 112811, 1634 nucleotides long. Its product is annotated as PQ-loop repeat-containing protein. The transcript has a single exon. NCBI's taxonomy places the organism in Eukaryota, Fungi, Ascomycota, Eurotiomycetes, Eurotiales, Aspergillaceae. The coding region runs from base 183 to 1478 and encodes 431 amino acids. The record is from RefSeq and is a predicted model, not a curated record.
UGACGGGAUUGCCCAUCACCAACUAUAUUGUCGGGCUUCUUCGCUUUGUUCGUCUUAUCGCCCUUAUCUAGCGUUCCUUCAUACCGCUACAGAGACACGUCCUAUACUUCCAACAACCAAGAUACCUCUACUGUCUCUUCAGGUCACACACAGAUAUUAGACUCCCGACACAAGCAAUAGCCAUGCCUCCUCCUCUCUUACAACAGAUUCAUGCAGUGCUCCCGCAACACUGUGAACCGACAACUCCCUUCCUCGCGGCCGUGUCCUCCUACCUCCACAUCUGCCUCCCCACACCGUUAGCCUUCGUCUCCUCCGUUCUCGGAACCCUCAGCAUCGUGUCCUGGCUCUUCGCCCAGCUCCCACAAAUAUACAAAAAUUAUCAAAUCCAGUCGACGGCUGGCUUGUCGCUGUUCUUUCUCGUGGAGUGGUGUUUGGGUGAUACUAGUAAUCUUCUCGGUGCCCUGCUCACCCGGCAGGCUGGCUGGCAGGUCAUCGUGGCUGCUUACUAUGUCUGCGUUGACGUGACUUUGGUCUUUCAAUACUUCUGGUAUACACACUACAAAGGACAGUAUGAUGGCUACGGUGCCCUCUCUCAUUCGGAAUAUGGUCAGCCCCCGGGUAGUGUCUUGGAAGGCGUCUCGUUCUCCGACAACGGCUCUUCCGAUCACGCCCCUCGUUCGACCGAGUCUCCCUUACCGUCAAAUCCCAAAGAUGUGAAAGAUAUGAAGGAGCCUGCCGUGCCAACUUCCAACGGGCAAUCUCCAUCCUACUCCAAUGAGAAAUUGAGCUCUUCAAAGCGCUCGAUCACUCGAUCCAGUAGUGGCCCCAGCCUCCCAAUUGGGUCACCACGUACUCUGCUGCUUGCAUCAAUGCUUUGCGCCGUGGUGGCCAACGCUGCCCCGACAGAGCCGCAAACAACUUCCGAAGCCUCGCAGAAGACUCUCGAGAUCCUUGGCCGGAUCAUCUCCUGGAUGUCAACAUUCCUCUACCUUGGCUCGCGGCCGCCCCAACUAUACAAGAACUACUGCCGGAAGAGCACAUCAGGCCUUUCCCCAUUACUAUUCAUGGCUGCCUUUUGCGGGAACCUCUUCUACUCCGCCUCCCUUCUUACCAAUCCCAACGCCUGGUAUGACUUCCCUGCCUAUGGCGGUGGUGGCUGGGCCGACGCAGAUGGCAACGACCGCCUCGAAUGGGUUACCCGCGCUACUCCCUUCUUCCUCGGCGCCUUCGGUGUGCUAGCCUUUGACGGGCUCAUGGGCGUGCAAUUCCUCAUGUACGGAACCCGGGAUGAUGAGUCUAUCAUGCAAGUUGAGGAUCCCAAAGACGGACGUAGUCGUUGGACCCGCGUUCGGGGUUGGAUGAGGGGCUGGAUCCCUUCAGUGUCCCCUGCGCGACGACUUCGUUCUGAUGCUCCUGUCUCUUCAGAAGAGAACCAAUCUCUCCUGCAGAAUGAGCGUGAGAGAUACGGUACAGUUUGAUUAUGAUUUCAUUCUGUAUUACUAUACCCUACUUGUCGCUAUUUUUUGGUUUCUGCAUACCGGUACCCGACACAACUCAGGUCAGGCACCUGCAUCCAACAGGCGAACAUGAUUUAACAUUACGACGUUAUGGCUUCCUUUCCCCAUACACCGGGA